Messenger RNA from Elaeis guineensis (African oil palm), 1439 nucleotides. Its product is annotated as inositol polyphosphate multikinase IPK2. The record is from RefSeq and is a predicted model, not a curated record. Gene Ontology annotation, molecular function: inositol-1,4,5-trisphosphate 3-kinase activity; inositol tetrakisphosphate kinase activity. Gene Ontology annotation, cellular component: cytoplasm; nucleus. Gene Ontology annotation, biological process: inositol phosphate biosynthetic process. Lineage: Eukaryota; Viridiplantae; Streptophyta; Magnoliopsida; Arecales; Arecaceae.
UUGCAAUGUAACCUAACAGGGAUUUUUCCCAACGCACCAAAAGGGUUUAAGGGAAAACGGACACCGACCAACAACUUGGCUCAGGCUUUGGAUUGUUGGAUCGCAGACGGUCGUCUGCUAUGAGCUAGCCAGCUGGGUGAUCAACUGGCGUGUUCAUCCCUUGCCCGGUUGUCUCACCUGGCUGGACUCAUCCGGUCUGGGAUUUUAACCAUCGAAGAGGCUCUAACGGUCUCAACCGGAGUCCUUUUGUCUCAUUUACCUGCUCGCGUCGUACGCACGCUUCUUACACAGUUGCAUUCACCGAAAGAAAGCGCCGUCACCCCCGCCGAGACGGGACCAUCCAUCUCCUCCGCAGCGCGCCGCCACCCCCGAUGCUAAGGCCCCCGGAGCACCAGGUGGCCGGCCACCGGGCCGCGGAGGGCCAGGUGGGACCCCUCGUCGACGGCGCUGGACUCUUCUACAAGCCCCUUCAGGGUGACGACCGCGGGGCCCACGAGGUGGCCUUCUACUCCUCCUUCUCCUCCGACCCCCGCGUCCCUCCCCAUGUCCGCGCCUUCUUCCCGGGCUUCCACGGCACCCAGCUUCUCCCCGCCUCCGACGGCUCCGGUCCCCACCCACACCUCGUCCUCGACGACCUCGCCGCGGGGCUCCGCUGUCCCUCCGUCAUCGACCUCAAGAUCGGCGCUCGCACCUGGUACCCCUCCGCGCCCGAUGAUUACUUCCACAAGUGCCUUAAGAAGGACCGCGACAGCACCAGCCUUGCCCUCGGCUUCCGCGUCUCCGGCGUUCGGAUCCACCAGGGCGGCGACGCCGGCCUCUGGCAGCCCGAUCGCGACGCCAUCCGGCGGUUCACCGCCAAGGACGUCCGGCGAACGCUCCGGCAGUUCGGGUCCUCGAAUCCGGCCUCGGAUUCGGACCCGCCGGACUGCGCCUUCGCCUCCAUGGUGUACGGAGGGUCUAAUGGGAUUCUGGCGCAGCUGCUGGAGCUCAAGGCGUGGUUCGAGGACCAGACGCUGUUCCACUUCUACUCGGCGUCGGUUUUGAUGAUGUACGAAACGAAGGUGGUGGAGGCCGGGAGGGCCGGCGGCGGGAUUAGGGUUAGGCUUGUGGAUUUCGCUCAUGUGAUGGAGGGGAAUGGUGUCAUCGACCACAAUUUCUUGGGGGGGCUCUGCUCGCUCAUCAAGUUCAUCUCGGAGAUCCUCACCGAUCCGGAUGAGUGCUUGGCCAAACCCAAGAAGGCGCAAUUGAACUUCGAGGAUGGGAGCUGAGGGUGUGGUAACAGCAUGCCAUUUGAUAUUUUCUUUAGCUUAUUUCCAUCACUUAGAAUCAUUGAUUUCUCUUUCAUAUACUGGUGAGCUAGCUCAUUGAGAUCUCGAAAAUUGAGGUUAACUUUGCGUUAUAAACUCUUUGCUUUUAAUUUGAGGAAUCUUUUACUUUUA